CACAAUUUAUCAACCACAGAAGCAGCAGAUCCAGGACUACAACCAGGACCAGGACCUAGACCAGGACCAGGAUCAGGAUCUAGUGUGAGCUACAGCGGCUUCAGUCUUUUGAUCUGACAGACACAUCUCUGAGCAGAUUCAGAUUUUAAAGGUGUGUGUACAUGUGUGUCCAGAAUGACUUCCUGGCUUGUCUCCUUCUUCGUCCUCCUGUCUCUGGGAUCCUCCAUCUCUGCUGCCGUUGAACCUGCUGGCUGUAAAAUCCGCAUCACCGACAAAGGCCUGGAGAUGUUGAAGGCAGAGACUCUGAAGUUUGUGGAGGAGGAGCUCAGUAACAUCAGUAUGCCUGAGAUGAAAGGCGACGAGGGACGCUUCCAGUACACCAUUACUGACGUGAAGAUCAUCGAACUGAAUCUGACCCACGCUGAUCUCAGUUUCGUCCCUGACGUCGGUUUGAUGUUCGACGUUCAGAACUCGUCCAUCACGUUGAGUUUUCAACGGAAGAUCCUCUACUGGUUCUUUUACGACACUGGCAACAUCAACGCAUCGGCUGAAGGUGUGAACAUUAACACCAUCCUCAACCUGGUCAGAGACGACGAAGGUCGGCUAAAGAUCAGCAACAUCACCUGUGACGCCAAUAUUCAUAGGAUGAGAGCCAAGUUCAGCGGAACUCUGGGGAGGGUCUAUGACUUCCUGGCCAGUUUCCUGACCACAGGCAUGCGCUUCAUCCUUAACCAACAGAUCUGUCCGGCUCUGGAUCAUGCCGCCCUGGUUCACGUGAAUUCCAUGUUGGAGACGAUUCCCGUGAAGACCGAAGUGGAUGAUUACAUCGGUAUCGAUUAUUCUCUGGUCGAUCAUCCAGUGCUGACGUCCAGGAGCCUAGACAUGCACUUCAGGGUCAGAGACACUUUGACGCCGUCAGCUGACGUCACCUCGUUAAUGACAACCGCCGUGGACCCAAUAAUCAGUACCUACGACAGGAUGGUUUACUUUGCUCUGUCUGAGUUAUUCUUCGACAGCGGGAUGUUUGCCUACUAUAGAGCUGGAAUCUUCCAAAUGGACAUCAACCAUGAGAGGAUGUCUAAAGAUAUGGAGAUGCUACUAAGAACAACCUACUUUGGAACCAUGAUGAUGAUGAAUCCAGCUUUGGUUGAUGCACCGUUCGCGCUUCAUAUCACCGUGAAUUCUCCACCAAAAACUACCAUCAAAACGUCUGGAGCAACUGUUGCUGUGAGGGCCAUCGUCAAGGUGAUGGUAGUGCCUCCCGGCCAGGCCCCAGUCCAGCUGAGCAGCAUGACCAUGGAAACAAAGUUUAAUGCCAAAGUCUCUGUAAAAGAAAAAAGACUUUCUGUUCAUGCUGACCUACGAAGGUUUAAAAUCUUCUCCAACCAAUCUGCUCUGGAGUCUCUAGCUCUCAUCCCCCUCCAGGCUCCUCUGAAGACGAUGCUUCAGAUGUCGGUUGUUCCAUUGAUCAACAACUGGACAAAAAGAGGCAUUCAGAUCCCAUUGGCUGAUGGGAUGGAACUAGUUGAAGAAGUCGUUGAAUAUCACAACGGUUUCAUUGUGAUCGGAGCAAAUCUUCACUUCAGUAAAGGACUGAGAGAUAUGAUCUCACAGUGAUGAAUGAACAAAACCAGACUGGAUCAGUCUUUAUACACCCCCCCCCCCCCCCACCCCACAACCCCACAACACACCCAAACAUACCCUGAAAACUCAAGGGCUUUACCAACUGGAGAGUGACAUGACAUCAACUAAACCCAAACUAACCAGGAAGUGACGAGCGCCGUGUUCGCCAUCCCCAGAGUAAAGAACCACGUCAACAUGAUCACUGGGUUUAAAAAUCUGUAUUUUCACAAAUUAAACAUUUAUUCACUCUAA
Cynoglossus semilaevis (tongue sole) is the source of this 1875-nucleotide messenger RNA. RefSeq names its product phospholipid transfer protein (gene pltp). The transcript is spliced from 15 exons. Lineage: Eukaryota; Metazoa; Chordata; Actinopteri; Pleuronectiformes; Cynoglossidae. Gene Ontology annotation, biological process: phospholipid transport; ceramide transport; high-density lipoprotein particle remodeling. The coding region runs from base 175 to 1617 and encodes 480 amino acids. The record is from RefSeq and is a predicted model, not a curated record. Gene Ontology annotation, molecular function: phosphatidic acid transfer activity; lipid binding; phosphatidylethanolamine transfer activity.